Varroa destructor (honeybee mite) is the source of this 1870-nucleotide messenger RNA. Its product is annotated as diphthine methyltransferase homolog. Lineage: Eukaryota; Metazoa; Arthropoda; Arachnida; Mesostigmata; Varroidae. Gene Ontology annotation, biological process: protein histidyl modification to diphthamide. Gene Ontology annotation, cellular component: cytoplasm. Gene Ontology annotation, molecular function: protein binding; diphthine methylesterase activity. The record is from RefSeq and is a predicted model, not a curated record.
UCUGAGAUGCCGCUAGCAUAAUUAAUUUUUCUUCCUUUAUCAAAUACAGAUCGCUUUAAUAUAAUCGAAUCCUUCACCCUCGACCCACUUUCUCCGGAAAUUAUCCGCAUCAACGCCACUUUACAGCUACGCUAUGGCUAUACUUCUAGAUCGUCUAAGGAUGCAUGCUAAUUGCGACACAAUCGCUAUGUGCAGUGAUUGUAAACGGUUUCUAGUUGGCACGUACGAACUUCAGGAUAGGGCCGAGCAAAUCAGGUUAGGCUCGCUUUCGCUGUUUACCUCAAACGGUAAUAAGUUCCAGUUGGUAACGACCUGUGAGGCUCCUGCUGGCGUUCUCGACGUUAAGUUUAGAAAAGACCAGCCAGUAACGAUAGAUGAUGGAAACGAAUGUUUCGCUGCAGCUUUAGCCGACGGAACCAUUCGACUGGGAUAUGUUACUCAUGAUAAUCAAGUAAAAAUACAAGAUAAAGCUACAUUAGGAUUACAGCAGUCGAAUAAUAAAAGCUUAGCCCUUUCGGUGUCAUGGAGCCCAGUUAGUUUAAGCAACCUUGAGCCUAAUAUCGCAGCGACUUUUAGCUCCGGUAUACUUCAUGAGUACAAGCUGACUAAUGUAGCGAGUUCGCUUGUCUUUAUUAAAGAACACGCUGUGAGCCAAUUAGAAAUCUGGGCUGUUUUGCACAAUGGACAGGUCAUUUAUACAGGCGGAGACGACUCUAAACUUAGGCAAACAACGACUUCAGACGGUGGUUCGCGAGUGAUUCGACGUUUUGAAAGCGGCGUUACGACGAUUGAAGCUGAUCCGUGGAAUGAAGGGCAUCUUCUAGUAGGAACGUACGAGGAUAAACUCUAUCAGUUCGAUCUACGGAUGAUUCAAAAUUCAAUACAAGAAGUCCAUACUGGGGGUGGGGUCUGGCGUAUAAAAACUAACCCGACUCAGUCCCGGCUUCUAGCUGUGGCAGCAAUGCACGCCGGAGCUUUCGUCGUAGACUGUCACAAAGAGACCUGGUCAAUUAAGCAGCAUUUUACUGGACAUGAAUCAAUGUGCUACGGAAUAGAUUGGUGGGAUGGAAGAACCGUUUUGUCAUGUUCAUUCUACGACCGCGAAUUGGCUAUGUGGAAAUUAGAGGAACAAUAACAAAGCUUUUUGUCUUUUGGUGAAGUUUAGCCUUAACAUGACUGACUUUACCAUUAAAGCAAACUUUUAUAGCCUUAACAUGACUGACUUUACCAUUAAAGCAAACUUUUAUAGUUUUUUUUCUUAUCGAACCUUGCUAAUGCAAUCAAACUAGAUUGCAUUGGGUUAGAUAGAAUUGUUCCCAUAGUGUCAUAGAGUAAUCAUUCGAAGUUACGAAGUUAUGUUAAAAUUGAAAUAUCCAUAUGAGCUCCAAUAAUUUGAUUAAAUCAGAUAUAUAAUCAAGAACAGUUUUGCCAAUAUCGUCAAAACUAAACCGAACCACUUUUAUGUCGUAUGUGCCAUCUAAACAAUAGAUCCGAUUAUUCAUAAACUGUAACGUAGAUGAAGGAACUUUUGUGUAAGAAUAGUGUAUUUAUAUAUACAGAAUACUCACCCCAAGUGGGAACUUCUCUUUGAAUUGUUUUUAAAAUUGUGUCUAAACAAGGCUAAAUAUUUUAAGGAAAUAUUUUUGCAUGUGCUAGAAGUGUUAUUCCGGUUGGUCUUAUUCUAUAUAAUCACUAUUUACCACGAUUACAGUUUAGCCUAAACUACUCACUAGUCAUGUUUAAAAUGUUUACUCUUCAGUUCGCAAACAACAUUUAAAUAGGAACCGUACCUGAAGCGAUAUAGGUGCAUAUAAAGGGCGAAACGCAUAUUCACAGGUAGUGGGAGACUUGAGCGAUAGUAAUAGGUAUA